Messenger RNA from Drosophila gunungcola (fruit fly), 1040 nucleotides. RefSeq lists its product as uncharacterized. The transcript has 3 exons. Bases 401 to 715 code for a protein of 104 amino acids. The record is from RefSeq and is a predicted model, not a curated record. NCBI's taxonomy places the organism in Eukaryota, Metazoa, Arthropoda, Insecta, Diptera, Drosophilidae.
GAGCUAUUUGACAAUCAGCACUGCUUUAAUGUCAAAAUAUACAAAGUGAUCUUAAGUAUAUAUUAAGCUUGGAGCAAAUUACCCAACACUGUCGGGAGGCUUGGCUUAAGCGCCAGUCGCUGGCGACGUGCCGCUGAAAUAAUUAAGUUGCCAAUUCCGGCAAGAGAAUAUCAACAGCGGUUCAGAGACAGCCAGCGAUAUAGAUAAAGAUGGAAAUGGAAAUAAAGAGGGAUAGUGGCUUACACUUGGUGGCAUAGAUUUUCAAUUAUCCUGUCAGCUUGCGCAGCAGGCGCUGCCUCUAAAGCAUUCCCCUGUAUUUCGUAUUUACUAAACGGGAACUCCGUAUUUUUUCAGCUCAGAAGUCAAAGCAUAAAGGACCAUUGGUCGCUGCCGUUGCACAAUGGAUGCGCAUUCAACAGCCGUUGCCAUCAUAGAUAUGGAACUGGAUUUUGACGAGGAUUUGAGUAGGGGUGUGGAUGAGCUCGGAGCCGAAGGCGACGCGUUCAAGGAAAAGUGUCAGGGUGGGGAUUUGCGUGCAAGGAUGCGACGUCUGCAGGCGGAUCAUGUGUGGAUCCGGCAGCAACUUAUGCACCUGCAACGCCGCUUGGUGACUCAGCAGCUGGACAGACAAAGACGCCUCUACGAGGGAAGGGAGCAGCUCCAGGGACUUUUGCGAAAGCUGCAGGUGAAAUACGGACGAAAUUGGGGACUGUAGGGAAAAUUCAGAAGACGUCACAAAACUGAUGUGACGAACGGUCCAAAACACAAUCAAUGUGGCAGGGUGGUAACUGAACUGCCUACACAAUUUGAGCAUGUUGAGGAAAUUUGAAUACACAAAGCUGAUGAAUUGAAUUUUUCAUGAUGUUCUUAAAUUCGGUUGGGUUAAGCAAAUACAUCCUGAAUUGAGCUGAAUAAUUUAUGGGUGAAUGUUUGUAUGACGAGAAUGUAAUUGAAAUUUAAAAAAUUUUGCAUAAGAUACUUAAGCGUGUUGAAAUGUUGGAUUUCCCUCUCAACGCUUCAAAGACAUAUUUUUUUAUUUA